CAACAUGGUUUCAGGUACCUACACGAGUAAAUAACUUCAAUUAAUUCAUUAUAUACGCAGUCAAGUACUUACCUCUCAUCUGAUAAAAGAAUAGGCAUUUUGUAUCACACGCACAAAGAUCAUUUUUUGUGUACGCAGACACACUUACUAUAAGUAUAGGAACAUAUUUUUUGAAAAUGAAACCAAAUAUGACGCGAGUAGUUCUGCUACAGUUUUUCCUGAUAUUCAUCGUUGCUGAAUUAUCUCAAUGCGAUUAUGGUCAAGACAAUCAACAAUGGAAUCAGGGUAAUCCACAAGGAGAUCAGAAUACUCAAGGAAAUCAGAAUAAUCAGCAAGGAACACAGAAUGGUGAUCACAAAGAUCCGAAAUAUUACUGCGAUGGCUUUGAACUGACAUGUCCAAUCAAGAAAAUACGAUUAGUUUUGCAUACGAUUAAGACAGCGGUGACACCGAGCGACCAUUUCCAAUUACCUGAAUUCAAGCUGCAUAAUCCGUUCGAGAAUAAUUCAGGAGACAACAAAAACAAUAACGACAACGGUAACAAAGACAAUAACGGCAAUAAUAAUAAACAAAAUGGAGAUUCACAAAAUCAGCAGGGGUCUCCGGAUUUUAACCCUCCCAAAUUUGAUCCUCCAGCAUUUAAUCCACCGGACUUCCAUCUGCAAAACCCAUUCGAUGGCAAUUCGGGAAACGGUAAUAAUCAACAGAAUGGAAAUUCAUAACGUAAUUAGAACGGAGCUUUGGACUGACUAAUACCAUGUUUAUUUUACGAAUAAAAAUAAGCAAAACCAAAA
This is a messenger RNA of Planococcus citri (citrus mealybug), 794 nucleotides long. RefSeq names its product probable WRKY transcription factor protein 1. The coding region runs from base 177 to 722 and encodes 181 amino acids. The transcript has 5 exons. NCBI's taxonomy places the organism in Eukaryota, Metazoa, Arthropoda, Insecta, Hemiptera, Pseudococcidae. The record is from RefSeq and is a predicted model, not a curated record.